Molecule: messenger RNA, 2367 nt
Organism: Punctularia strigosozonata HHB-11173 SS5
Lineage: Eukaryota; Fungi; Basidiomycota; Agaricomycetes; Corticiales; Punctulariaceae
Exons: 5
Coding region: 72-2222 (716 amino acids)
Biological process (GO): amino acid transmembrane transport
Molecular function (GO): amino acid transmembrane transporter activity
Source: RefSeq, a predicted model, not a curated record
CGCAGCGCCAGCGAUCGUCUACAGCUACACGAUCUCCACCAUCACCGACGACGACGACGACGACGCCGCCUAUGGCCUCCUCGCCGCCGUCCCAGCCGGUCAACAUCGGCAGCCCCCGCGCGCGCCCCGCCUUCGCCGCCCCUUCUGGCACCCCUGGCGCAGGCACCCCCGCCUCACUGCGCGUCCCCUUCUACGGCACGCCGCCGCCCGUCGCCAACAUCCCGCCCCGCUCUGGUACGCCGCGCAACGGUGGCACGCCCCGCGCCUCACCCGCCCUCCUCCCCAGCGCGACGUCCGAGUCCCCGCGCAGUUUGGGCGGCCUGAGCGCGAGCCGGCCUGUCGUGGGCACCCCCGGCAGCGGGGCCGGGGCGAGCGACCGUGAAACGAUGCUCGACGAGUUGACGGAAGAGGAGAAAGCCCGCGUGCUGCGCAAGCACCUCGUCUCGCGCGAAGAGCGCGAGCAGGCCCUCGGCGGACCCAGCAGAAGCGACGCUGGUUCGGAGGGCGGGCGCUCGCGCCGCUCGUCGCACGCCGUACGCGAGGACUCGGAAGCGUUCCCCGUGCCCUAUCAUGCCCCCGGCGCGGACAUCACACACACGCUCUACAAGUGGCAAGCCGACCAGCGUCGGAAGCAGCGCCCGCGCGCGGCCUCCUUCUCCGCCCAGUCCUCGACCUCGCGCGACCCCGCUUUCGAAAACAUCCACGAGCCCGGCGGCUUCCGCCGUGCCUACGUCCUUCAGCGUGCCGGCGAAAACGGCGACAGGCCCCGCAUGUUGCGCAACUUUGUCGAGUUCCUUUUCAUCUUUGGCCACUUUGCCGGCGAGGACCUGGAAGAGAUCGACGAAGAGGACGAGGGAGAAGAGGGACCUGCGGAUGCGGAGCGGGCAGCGGGAUAUGAGACGUACGACGGCCCGUCGGCGGGGCUACCGGGCGAGACACCCAAACCCGACGAGCGCACGCCGCUCAUGGGUCACAGACGGCCUAGGUCGAAAAGCAUCGGCCCGCAUGGGGACGCAACUGUCACCCAGGCCGUGCUUGUCCUCCUCAAGGGAUUCGUCGGCACCGGUAUCUUGUUCUUGGGCAGGGCAUUCUACAACGGCGGCAUCCUCUUUUCCGCCUUUCUCCUCUCCUUUAUCGCCCUCGUCUCUCUCUACUCUUUCCUUCUGCUUGUGAAAGCCAAAUUCGUCGUUUCCGGCUCAUUCGGCGAUAUCGGUGGCGCACUGUACGGUCCUUAUAUGCGCUACGCCAUCCUCUCGUCCAUCGUCAUCUCCCAGCUUGGCUUCGUCUCUGCAUACAUCAUCUUCGUCUCGGAGAACCUGCAGGCGUUCGUGGCCGCCGUCUCAGGAUGCACACGCCUCGUCGGUCUGCCGUACUUCAUCCUCCUUCAACUCGUCGUGUUCCUCCCGCUCGCGCUCAUCCGCAACCUGGCGAAGCUGAGCACGACGGCGCUCGUCGCUGACGUGUUCAUCGUCGCUGGGCUCAUCUACAUAUUCGGCUCGGAGGCGAUCAUCAUGGCUGAGCGCGGCCCCGCGCGUGUCGAGCUCUUCAACCCGCGCGACUUCCCUCUGCUCAUCGGCACCGCCAUCUUCUCGUUUGAAGGCAUCGGGCUCGUCAUUCCCGUCACGGACGCGAUGAAGGAGCCUCGCAAGUUCCCGGCCGUGCUCACAGGUGUCAUGAUCGCCCUCAUGUUCCUCUUUGGCGGCGCAGGCGUCAUGUCGUAUCUCACCUUCGGCGCGGACGUGCAGACGGUGAUCAUGCUCAACCUUGACGACAGUCGGAUGCUUCAGUCUGUGCAACUCCUGUACUCGCUCGCCAUCAUGCUCUCCGUCCCGCUCCAGCUCUUCCCCGCCGUGCGAAUCAUGGAGAACGGCCUCUUCGUCCGCUCCGGGCGCGACUCGGCGCGGGUAAAGUGGACGAAGAACGUGUUCCGGUUCGGCGUCGUCUUCACGUGUGCGUUCAUCAGCUGGCUCGGGAGCAGCGACCUGGACAAGUUCGUCGCGUUCAUCGGCAGUUUUGCAUGUGUCCCGCUGUGCUACGUCUACCCCGCGAUGCUCCAUCUAAAAGCGUGCGCGCGCACGCGCCGGCAAAAGAUCGCCGAUUGGGUGCUCAUCGUCUUCGGCAUCGUCGCGGCAGUGUACUCGACCGCCCAAACCGUCAAGCUCAUGGUGGCACCCGCGGAGCCCGGCUCGCCUGUCGGUCGCUGCAUCACUCCAACGGACUAAUUCUCGGUGCCCGUACGUUUAGAUCUAGAACAUGUAGAUCUACACUCGAACCCCCCUUUCUUGCUUGGGUCUGAUUCCAUUCGCCGCGGUAUCUAUGGCUAACUUCCUCAAUCCGAUAUAAUCGACCGAUCAGAGACUCGUGCAG